GAAAUUUUGUCAAGCAUCUUUGGGUCUAGAAAUGUCCAAUAAAUCCUAUAAAUUUCAAUGCAAACAUAAACUUUAGUGUCUUUACCAAUACAAAACAUUAACACAGCAGUAACAGUCCUCUAACAUCUUUGCCAAACACCUAAGUAAAAUGGCCACAACUCUACCAAAUAUGAGGUUCUAUGCUCCCACUUCAUCUAGCAGCAGAAUGAACAAAUUUUCCAAUGUCAAAAUGACAACAUUGCCAAGAACAAAGAAUAGAACUUUUUGCUACAAUGUAAAGGCUAUGGCAGGAGAUGAAGCAAGCUUGCAAAGGGCAAAGCAGCAUCAGUUGCCACCAAAGAUGAAGGUGUCACAAACUUCACCUAGAGUGUUAUUGAACCAGUUUCCAGUAGCCAGAACAGUGCAACAAAUGAUGGACACAAUGGAUAGGAUUGUGGAAAACCCCUUGGUGUACAAUGACAAUUCACCUUGGAUAGUUGUGGAAAAUGGUGAACACAACAAGGGAAAAAUUCCUUGGGCAAUAAAAGAAGGACAAAAUGAUUACAAAAUUAGAUUCAACAUGCCUGGUAUGAACAAAAAAGAUGUUAAGGUGUGGAUUGAAGAGAAGAUGCUGGUAGUGAAAGCAGAAAAAGUAGCCAGAGAGCAACAUCAAGGUCAAGCAAAUGGUAGGGGAGAAUUAAGUUCAGAAGAUGAAGAUUGGCCUGCAAAUAGCUAUGGUAGAUAUAAUCAUAGAAUCUCCCUUCCGGAAAAUAUCGAAUUUGAGAAAAUUAAGGCACAGGUUAGAGAUGGUGUUCUUUACGUAACAAUCCCGAAAGCAAAAACCAGUGCAAAAGUAAUUGGCAUAGAUGUGCAGUAACCUCUGUACUACAGCACUGGCAUUACAUAUUGAAGAUAUGUCCGGUGUCAACAUGUCAAUUAAUUCUUUUUUCGUUGUUGCAAUUAUUAUCGAUAUCAACGUUUCAAUGAUGUGUGAGUGCUGAUAGACAGUAACUGUAAGUUCAUAAUAAAGUUUUGAGUUAGUUUCAGUGCUACAUUCAGUUUUGUUAUCUAAUUUCUAAGAUGAGAGACAAAAUGAGAUUAUGUA
Medicago truncatula (barrel medic) is the source of this 1084-nucleotide messenger RNA. Its product is annotated as small heat shock protein, chloroplastic. Bases 149 to 856 code for a protein of 235 amino acids. Lineage: Eukaryota; Viridiplantae; Streptophyta; Magnoliopsida; Fabales; Fabaceae. Gene Ontology annotation, biological process: response to heat. The record is from RefSeq and is a predicted model, not a curated record. The transcript has 2 exons.